UAUUUAAUAAUUAAAAUUCAACAACUAUACAGUGGAAUAAAAACGAACGUUGUAAAAAGAUAAAUUAUAAAUUAAAUCGAGAUUAAAGUUAAUCUCUAAUCUCGAUUUAACUUACAAUUUAUCUUUUUACAAUGCCCGUUAGUUAAUCUCUUAUAUAUUUGUGGAACCGAGCCUAAUAAAAGAAAGAUAAUAAAACAUCAAUUGAAUCGAAAUUGAAAUAAAUCUACAUUAACAGAAAUCGAGUAUUUACAAUGCCCGGUACUUAAUCUCUUAUAUAUUUGUGGCCUAAUAAAAGAAAGAUAAUAAAGCGUCAGUUGAAUCGAAAUUGAAGUAAAUCUACAUUAACAGAAACCGAAUAGAGUACGAGUCGAGACUGUCGAGAGUUCCUACGGUGGGUCCCCGCCAUCGCGAAACGGUCGUCAGCGAGUCGGUUCAGUCAGUCGAGUCAGUACGUACUGGUCGCUCGGCCGGUUCGGUUCGCGUGUGAAUCGGUGUGAACGUGCAGCGGCUACGGGAACCAGCAGCUGCCGCUCUGCGCCGCUCUCGCGAACCGAGUGGCGAGUCGGAGUCGGUUGACGUUUCGCCCCGUGAGAAACCCGUUGUCGAGUCUGCGCGUGUGUGCGGCGUGCGUUCGGUAUGCGGGCAGCCCCGUUGGCUGGCUGGCUGGCUGGUUAGUCGGUCGGUUGGUUGCUUGGUUGGCUGGUUGUUGGUUCAAGCAUCCUCUCACGUGCGCGCGUAUCUCCCGCGCGCGCAUCUCACGAAUCCCGUGAGUGUGUGUUUUACGUUUGCGUGCGCAUGUAUGUGUGUGUGUGAUGUGUAAGUGUAUGUGUAUGUGAUGUGAGUUUGAAAAUUUGAAAAGAGAGACGUGUGCGCGAGUGCUGCCUACAGAUAGUCGUGAAAAGAAAAAAAGCAAGAAGAGGAGCUCUGUCAUCGUAAAGAAGUCGGAUAAGGAUUUUUCUAUCUUUUCACGGAAGGAUUUACGUGCGAUCUCGUCUUCUUUUCUUCUUCGUCGUCGGCGUCGGCGUCGUCGUCGUCGUCGUCGUCGUCGUCGUCGUCGUCGAAAACGACGGUAUAGCCUGUCGGAAUAUGGCACGAGAGGCACCGCCGGCACCAUCUCGGAAGCCAUGCCUGCUGACGAGUUCGUGCGUAUCCAACGAGAAGACGGUGGUAGAAAACCAAGCUUGCAGCCGCCUUAACGCACUGAUCGACUGAUUGCGUCGUCGUUGAUAAAGAAGGAGAAAGAGAAAGACGAAGACCUUUCGAUCGACCUAAUCAUGCCCUUAGCGAACUCGCUCCACUGCCCGUUGUCGUUGUAUAGUUCCACGCUGUGAACCCGAUAUGUGAGAGUCGCCGCCGCCGUCUGGUGGAUGCCAUCGCCAUGGUGGAGCAACUGGUGUGCAGCAAUUCGCUGAGUCCGGGAACGUAACGUUCAAACGAGCCUCAAGUUCAUGCAUAUUCCUUCUAUCUUUAAGGAAUUAAUUCCAAUCGGGACGAACGAAAGGUGACUCCGGCUAGAAAACUAACAAAUGACCUUUAUGUAUUUAGAAUAAAGAAGAUCCGAAUUUAAAGAGCGAUUAAUUUUACUACGAGUUUCAAGAAAGCAAAAAUGAAAUUAGAAUUUAAAAUCGAUGAAUUGCACAUCAAUUCACAGACUUAGUGUAGCUUCGAAGUUUAGAAAUUUAAUCAUUUAUACAAAACAUUUCGCGUAGUGUGAAAAGAGAAGUGAUAUUGUUCAUCACGAAGAAUCUAAACUGAAGAGAAUUGAAUUAAACGUGUUAUAUGUUUAUGUGAUUUGGAAACUCUUUUGAUAGACAAUUAGUUUUCAUCGUGAGACAUUCAACGUGAUGAAGAAAAAAAGUGACAUCCUGUAAUAUGACGAAUUUAGUAUGAAGAAGAUGAAAGUUAACAUCAACGUGCUAUGACACGGUGGAUUUGGUGCAAUUCAGUAUUCCGUUCCGUCACGAGAUCGCCAUGUAAGGAUUACAGCAUCAGGAGAAAAGAGAAGAAGCCUCACUCCGCGUGACACCAGUGUGUCGAGUAAUGCUGAAACACAUCCUGACGGGGCAGCCGUCGUCAACGGGCUCCAGGCAUCAUCACAAUGAUUAUCAGACGAGCUCGGGCUCGUUGCACGGCGGGCACCACCAUCACCACUUACACAACAGCUCGCUGCACCAGGAUCAGCAACAGCAGCAACAGCCGCAGUCGCAGCAACAACCGCAGCAGCAACAGCACCAUCAUCAUCAUCACUACACCGGAAGCACCGGGACACGCAGUGGUGUCACCGGGCAUCGCGGUAACAAUAGCGGAAUCGACGUGUACGAUUCCGUGGCGAGACCGACGGCGACGACGGUGUCGAACGCGCAUCAAUCGGCGACGACUCCUUCAUCGACACAUCGGCAUCCGCUGAACCAUUCUCAGCUGAGCGUGAACAAUUUGUCACAACGCCUGAACCAUUCGCACGCGCUUAACGUAUCAACUCUGUCAACCUCUAAGCAUUCGGUUAACAGCGUUAGUCCGGUCGGCGGCGUCCAUGGUAAUAAUGGUGGCGGUAACAACAAUAAUAAUCAUAACGUCUCAGCAAGUCAGUUGGGCCACACCGUAAUCUCGCAAACGAAUGUCUCGCAUCAGGAGAGGCCAAAAGCGAACGGCGGCUUCGAUAUCUCCAGGCUGUCGCGAUUGCCGAGUCAGACUACACCGUCACCCGCGCCUGCCACAUCUGCACUUCCUGUCGUAGCCAGCCAAGUAGCUGGUGGGCCGACGGUGAUACCCCUCAAUGCCUCCUGGUCUUCGUCCCUAUCCAGGAAUCUCCAUCGGAGUGAUGCGGCUGGCGUGAAGGAGAUGCUAACGAGCCUUGGACUGCUCUGUCUGGUAUCCCUACUUUUAGCUCUCCUCUCGGUCAUCUUCCUACUGAAGAUCUCGCCGCUCACUGUCACGUCUAACAGCCUUAUCAGCCCGGAGGAAUUUGUGAUCGUCUACGAGGUCACCUUGGCGUUAUGCGCCCUCGCCCUGUCCCUCAAUCUCUGUUGCCUGCUGGUCUGCGCUAUACAGUUCCUUUUCGCGGUGAAGCUCGUCAAGACCUCGUAUCAGGGUCACCGGAGUAACAAGUACCUGCAAAAAUCGUCCAUCAGCCGCGUGUGCGCCGUCGGAGGUUUUUUCAUUAGUAUCCCUGUCUUCUUAACUGGUAUGAUUUUGUACACAUUCAUCCAGUUCCAUUCGACCCCGGCGAUCGUCACGUCGGUCUUCAUCGGCCUUGGCAUUGUUUUUUGCGGAUGCGCUAUGGUUCACAACGUCUUCGUAUGGCAGAAAGAGAAGACGAAUGCGGUAAAAGCGUUUGCCCGCGAGCAAUGCGAGGUUGCGGCACAGCUACAGCGUCAACAGCAGCAGUUGCAGCUGCAUCAGCAGCAGCCGCAUCAGCAGGUACACUCGCAGCAUCAACAGCACCAGCAUCAACAGCAGCAUCACCAUCACCACCAUCAGCAGCUGCAACUGCGACCGACGCUGCAUAUGGGUUCGAAACUCGGUAGCGGCAGUGGCGGUCCAAUGAGCCAUUCGACCGUCAGUCUGGCCCAACUUAGUCGCGGCCUUCACCAUUCUUAUCAGCAUCAUCCUCAUCAGCAUCAUUCCCAUCAGCAACGGCACGUGUCCUCCAUGUCGCCACCGUUAUUACUGUCAUCGCCGCAUGCCGCAUCACAGCAUAACCAUUUGACGUAUCGUGGUGGUAUCGCCGCCGCCGCUGCCGCCGCUGCUGCCGCUGUCGCCGUCACCGCCACACCAUCAACGACACCCGGCGACCGGUCGCCACCAAGUCCCAACGGUGGUGGCGGCGGCAGCAGCAAGCUCAACAGGUCGCAGCACUUGCCGCGUGAAACCAGCGGCAGCGUGAGCCCCGGCCUGCCGGCGGCUACGCUCGAUCUGAGUAGUGCCGCUACUACCAACAGUCCGCACGAAUUGUCGACUCUUGUUUAAAGACCUUGAGGAAGUUAUGGGAGAAUAGACUUUCAGAAUCUAGAAUUUAUUUGGAGACGUAUUCUCUGAGCCUAGUAGAAAAAAAAUAUUAUCUCUCAUCAUCUUAAGUCGAUUUAUAAAGAAUAAAUAUAAAAUUAUUUAGAAACAAAUAUUAUUAUAUUUUUCAAACAGGUAUUGUCUAAAAAGAGGGGACCAAAAAUUAUCGAGGCUGUUGCUGAUUAUCCUUAUUGUUAUUAUUGUAUCAUGUUGUAAUGUUAUCGGCAUGUUAUCACGUUAUUAAUGUUAUCGUCAUCAUUACGACAUCGUCAUUUAGUGUUUAUCCUUUAUUUUGAUACAAUAUUC
Messenger RNA from Acromyrmex echinatior (Panamanian leafcutter ant), 4308 nucleotides. RefSeq lists its product as uncharacterized. Lineage: Eukaryota; Metazoa; Arthropoda; Insecta; Hymenoptera; Formicidae. The record is from RefSeq and is a predicted model, not a curated record.